This is a messenger RNA of Serpula lacrymans var. lacrymans S7.9, 2035 nucleotides long. RefSeq lists its product as uncharacterized. Bases 202 to 1392 code for a protein of 396 amino acids. The transcript is spliced from 17 exons. Gene Ontology annotation, biological process: carbohydrate metabolic process; tricarboxylic acid cycle. The record is from RefSeq and is a predicted model, not a curated record. NCBI's taxonomy places the organism in Eukaryota, Fungi, Basidiomycota, Agaricomycetes, Boletales, Serpulaceae. Gene Ontology annotation, cellular component: mitochondrial matrix.
GGACGCAGCAGCUUUUUGACAAAGUCUGUCUCAAGGACAAUAUCCUUCAAUGCCGCUUUCAGAAGGCUUGCUUCUACGAAGUCGCUCAAAGAAACGCUUCAAGAAGUCAUUCCAGCUAAGCAGGAACAGCUCAAGAAGUUGAAAGCUGAACACAGUCAAACUGUAGUAGGAGAUGUAAAGGUUGAAAAUAUACUCGGUGGAAUGAGAGGCCUCAAAGCCAUGCUUUGGGAGGCCUCUGUUCUGGACCCCAACGAGGGCAUUCGUUUUCAUGGCUUAACCAUUCCAGACUGUCAAAAAGUUCUUCCUUCUGCACCCGGAGGUAAAGAAAUGACGGCGGAGAGUAUGCUUUGGCUUCUGCUCACUGGCCAGGUUCCUUCUCCUGAACAAAGUCGCCAGCUUUCUGCCGAGCUGGCGGAGAAGGGCGAGUUGCCUGAUUUCGUUGCGAAACUCAUUGACUCUUUGCCCAAUACCCUUCACCCCAUGACCCAGCUUGGCAUGGGUGUGGCUGCAUUGAAUCAUGACAGUGCUUUCCAGGCGGCUUACGAACGAGGCAUCAAGAAAAGCGAUUAUUGGACUCAUACUCUAGAGGACUGUAUCAACCUCAUUGCACGUUUACCCGCCCUUGCAGCGCGCAUAUACCGCAAUGUUUAUCACCCUGAGAACUCGCUCCUCCCCGUUGACAAGAAUCUGGAUCUUGUUGGAAACUAUUCCAAUAUGCUCGGCUUUGGACACAAUGAACAUCUUACGGAAUAUCUUCGCCUUUAUAUUGCCCUUCAUGGUGAUCACGAAGGUGGCAAUGCCUCGGCUCACACUGCACACCUCGUCGGAUCUACACUUUCAGACCCCUACAUUUCCUACUCUGCUGCGUUGUUCGCCCUCGCUGGGCCACUCCACGGUCUUGCCAACCAGGAAGUACUACGAUGGCAGUUGGCAAUGCAGAAGGAAAUUGGAAAUGAAGUCUCCCACGACAAGAUCAAGGAUUACCUCUGGAAGACGCUAAAGAGUGGCCAGGUCGUGCCAGGUUACGGUCACGGUGUUCUAAGAAAUCCCGAUCCGCGGUUCAUUGCGCUUCAAGAAUUCUGCAAGUCCCGACCGGAACUUCAAUCAAGCCCUAUCAUCCAGCUUGUGCAACAAACUGCUGAAGUAGCACCCGACGUGUUGAAAGAACAUGGCAAGACCAAGAACCCGUACCCCAAUGUUGACGCGACAUCCGGCUGCGUACUGCACCACUAUGGUCUUACAGAAUUUAAGUACUACACUGUUAUUUUCGGUGUAUCUAGAGCUUUGGGAGCUUUGACGCAACUUGUGUGGGCAAGAGCUCUUGGACUACCCCUGGAGAGACCAAAAUCAUAUUCCAUGGAUGCUCUUGAGAAACUCAUCAAGAGUUCCUAGACAAAGGGGACUCGAUGAUCUAUUUAUGUUCAGGGUUCCUCAUGGCAGUGAUGUAGGAGUUGCAUAGACGUUUCACAUACUAGUAAUAAAUAUCAUUAUGCCUUAUAUUCGGAAUUAAAUGUUUAGAAUUAGUGGUGCUAAAUUUAUGCAUUGCAUUCGAAGUACUGGCUGCUGAUACCUUACAUCCACAAAAGAAAAGUAAAAACAUGGCAAAGGUAAGGCGACUCAUACGAGUUCGUUACAGUAAGAAAACGAGAACCAGAAAUAAUAAAGGACAAGAAAAAGACAUUCUUGAAUCAAAUACAGCGGAAGUCUCACAAUAAGUACCGAACCAUGAAAGAGUCCACCAAAAUACACAAACGCUCAGGGAAAAGAAUAGCACGGCCGCCUACCCUGAGUAACUACAACGUAUAACCCUCGGUGAAUGAUAAAUCAGAAACGAGAGGCAAAGACAUUAUCCACAAAGAAUGAAUCUCAAUUACGAAUCCAGCACCACAUAUGAAAUUCCUAUUUCUCAAAAACGUCCAGGCUGGCCCUGCCGCUGAGGGGGGAACUGCUGAGGAUGCGGUUGCAUCUGCUGUGGUUGCAUCUGUUGUGGCGGUGGGCGGCCAGCAUACAUGCCUGGGGGUACAGGCCCCGGCCC